This is a messenger RNA of Aspergillus bombycis, 666 nucleotides long. RefSeq lists its product as uncharacterized. The coding region runs from base 1 to 666 and encodes 221 amino acids. NCBI's taxonomy places the organism in Eukaryota, Fungi, Ascomycota, Eurotiomycetes, Eurotiales, Aspergillaceae. The transcript has a single exon. The record is from RefSeq and is a predicted model, not a curated record.
AUGUUCUCGACCAUCUUAACCAGCCUAUUGGCGCUCUCCGCCUCGGUGACCGCUCGGUCUGUCGAGACACGAUCCCUCACUCCUCGCUCUAUUACCCCUCCCGAAGGAUGUCCCAUUCCGACCUGGACGGUCGACAACUUCCGCUGGUUCAAUGGCUCCGAUAGCUUGGACUGCAUUCAUAGCGAGGUCGACAAGAACGCGAAGGGCUGUCUCUGUGGCCGGGACUGGUGCGAGCCUAACCCGGACACGUGCAAUGGCACCAUGGUCAACGUUUGCUACACGGGCAUGCCCAACUAUCAGCCCUGGGGCUACGGCCCUCCCCAGACGCUGGCGAUCGAUUUUGAGGAUGGCCUGCACUGCGGCGAUACAUACAUCGGCUAUCGCAUUCACGACAUUGCCCAUGGCGAGUCCAACUGCGGAUAUGCAGACCGCAGCCUGGGCCGGAUCGUCUCGUUCUACGGCAGCUCCAACGAGGCGACAUCGACUGGCCGUAUGGACUACGUGUUGGGCGGUGGCCAUGCGCUGGAGUGCGCCAAUGGUAGCAAGAUUACCUACUCCGGCAGCACCGAUUUCACGUUGAACUGCGUGCAUGAUGAGUUCUUCAAUGCGACUUGUACUGCCGCGCCCUUUGAGGUGCCCGUGCUCAGUUACUCUUGGGUCAACUAA